AUGCGAGCUGAGAGUUUGGGUGCUACAGUUCUGGAGCCUGUGAAAGAAAAAAAUGGAAGUCCUUGGGGAAUACAGAUGAUCUACCGGUUCCUAUCCUUUGACCACUUCAGAGACAAGCACAUUCCCCCAUCCCCUGUGGGUGCCAAGCCAGGCCCAACUCCUUUAACAGAGUCUCCAGAACUGCAGGCGCUGCUCCAGCUGCUGCAUUGGCCAGCUCCACCUGAGGAUGCUGUAGCCUUCAGUUCUUCCACGAGUGCCGAGAAGAGCCACUACCAGCUCUUGAAGUCCCAGAGCAACUACACCGUGGGUAACAUGCUACUGGUGUCUCUGGAGGCCAGGGACCAGAGUGGGCAGCCAAAGCACUAUGGCGGAGACUUCCUGAGGGCCAAAUUGCAUUCCCCAGAGCUGAAGGCGAGCGUGGCAGGGACGGUGGAGGACCACAAGAAUGGUACCUACACACUGACUUUCCCGCUUCUUUGGGCAGGUGCAGCGCAGGUGUCUGUGCGUCUCAUCCACUCCAGUGAGACUGUAGCCCUCCUUCGGCGCAUCCGUGACUCCCAUCCCUCCACAGUCACCUUCAGGGGCUACUUUGUAGACCCAGGCCAGGGGAGCAAAGAAGAAGUGACUGAAUGCAACGUGCAUCCAGUCUCAGGCCCAACCUGCCAGUAUGUGGAUCUUGGCACUGGGGAGCACUGGUUUUGUGCCAGGCCUCAGCAUCACUCCUGCAAUGACCUUGUGUACCACUCUGCUGGGAUCUACAAAAAUGUGCUCACCUCAGCAGAGAAAGUCUUCCUUAGUGGAGCUGCGACAGACCGGAUUAUUCCAGGGAGUGUGCCCAUUAUCCAAGUGCUGCCUAGCCACCAGCUGGCUGUUGCCACCUCCCCACCGCUCCCAUGCCACCCAGGCCUUGCCCUCACCAACCCUUCAGGUUUCUACUACAAGGAUGUGUGGGUUUCCUUGGGAUGUUCUAGCCGGACCUUCCCUACUCCUGACUUGGCACUCAGCUGCUUGCAAGGCAAGAUAGUCCACAUGAUUGGAGACUCCACACUACGCCAGUGGUGGGAAUUCCUGCUGGCCUUCAUUCCAUAACAGAAUUCUGAUGUCAGAGUCCCAC
Molecule: messenger RNA, 1114 nt
Organism: Lacerta agilis (Sand lizard)
Lineage: Eukaryota; Metazoa; Chordata; Lepidosauria; Squamata; Lacertidae
Product: NXPE family member 3-like
Exons: 5
Coding region: 1-1089 (362 amino acids)
Source: RefSeq, a predicted model, not a curated record